This is a messenger RNA of Callithrix jacchus (white-tufted-ear marmoset), 969 nucleotides long. Its product is annotated as platelet factor 4-like. Gene Ontology annotation, biological process: chemotaxis; defense response; immune response. NCBI's taxonomy places the organism in Eukaryota, Metazoa, Chordata, Mammalia, Primates, Cebidae. Gene Ontology annotation, cellular component: extracellular region. Gene Ontology annotation, molecular function: chemokine activity. The record is from RefSeq and is a predicted model, not a curated record.
UAUGCAUCCUUCUACCAGCACCCAGUCAAGGCAGCUGCCCGGAGGAGUCUUGUGUAUUGUAAUCUUGGCUGGCCAGAGUCUGAGCCUUCACAGCAGUGUCUUAGCUUCUGCACUACAGUUCCUCAGUGUCCACCCCAGGCUUCCGGACUGGAAGGACGGGGGCGGGGAAUAAAAGUUGCUGGUAAGGCCCAGAAGUUACUACCUGCAGAACCCCAGCCCGACUUUCCCUGCGCCCUGGGAUCCUGCUGAAACCUCCGCGACAACAUGAGCUCCGCAGCAGCGUCCCGCGACUCCCACCCGGGGCUGCUGCUCUUGGGGUUGCUGCUCCUGCCAGCUGUGGUCGCCUUCGCCAGCGCUGAAGCUGAAGAAGGAGAUGGGGACCUGCAGUGCCUGUGUGUGAAGACCACUUCCCAGGUCCGUCCCAGGCACAUCACCAGCCUGGAGGUGAUCAAGGCCGGACCCCAUUGCCCCACUGUCCAACUGAUAGCCACACUGAAGAAUGGGAGGAAAAUCUGCUUGGACCUGAAAGCCCCACUGUACAAGAAAAUAGUUAAGAAACGAUUGGAGCAUUAGCUACUAGCUGCCUAAGUGUGCACUUUCAAUCUAACUGUGAAAGAAUCUUCUGAUGUUUGUAUUAUCCUUCUUAUAUUAAAUUAACAAAAUAAAUGAGGUUCUGGUAUAGUCAAUCUAUUCUUUAAUAAUACUGCAAAAAGUAAUGCUUACACAUCACAAUUUUAUAUUUUAAAAUUUUCAGAAUUUUAAGCAAAAAGCAUUAUGAAGGAAGGUUUGGUUUAAUACAGACUGAUUUUGUUGGGUGUUGUAUGUUAGCUGAUACAUGUUUGUUCAUUUCUAUGAUUGCAGUACUUUAUAGCUACAUAUUUACCUUUUUUGUUACAAUUAGCUUGCCAAUAAAUAUUAGUAGCACUUAAGCAUUAAUUCCUUAACAAUGGAGAUAUUAAGAUUGUGGAA